AUGGUGCGUGUGUUGAUGUCUCAUAAAUGUACGCCAUGUGAUCUACGGACGUGUCCACCGAAAGCCUGCGAGAGCGGUCGGACUCUGGCCAGGGACCCGUGCGGAUGCUGCGAACAGUGUACCCGAAUGGAGUGGGAGCCGUGCGGCGGCCAGGACUGGGCACUGGGCUACUGCGCCUUGGGACUAACCUGCGCGGCUGUCAACCAAACGCGAGUUGUAACGCUCCCUGAUAUAGGAGUUUGUAAAGGUGGGUAGCCUAUGUCUAGAGUUGCAAAAUCAUCUUUAUUAAAUAGUAGGCUAGUAAUGGUUAAUUCCAUGGUAACGGAAUUAGCUGAGAUCUUUCACUUUCAAAUGUAUACCAAACACAAACCAUUGAUUUCAAAGUUUAACAAACCGUAGAACUCUGUGCACAAGGACUACUUUUAACAAUUUCCAGUGACAUUUUACAAAACCACAUUUACAAGAAGGACUGUGCAGAUACAAAGUUUGGUAACAGAAUAAAACUGAGGGAGAUUUUACCAUAACUCUGUUACCAAACUUUGCAUGGCACAGUUUUUCGAGUAAAUGUUUAUUUAUUUAUUUUUUACUGUGUAAAUUGUUCAAAGUAGUCAUUGUGCAUAGAGUUGUAUGGUUUGUUAAGCUUUUAAAUCAAUAUCUUUUGUUUGGCAUACAUUUUACAGUGAAAAAUCAGUCUCAGCAUAAUUCAGUUAUUGUGGAAUUACCCUAAGGCUACUUGGCAAUUAUUUCUUAUUGAUUGAUGGAAGAAUGGGAGUUUUUGACAUUGAGGUUCCAGCCACAAGAUUAUUCAUCAACAUCACACUCAGCUCAGGGCAGAAAAGUUUCAUCUCCAUAGUAAGUGAUUACUCUCAUUUGGCUUGAGUACACCACAGUGUGCCAGCCAGUUCAUGAUUCCAUUGACUGUGCUGUGUGGACAUUGUCUCUGAGCUCAGUGGGCUGGUUGGAGCAGGUCUACAGGUUUAAGUAGCUCUUGACUACCAACAGAGGACCUCAUGUUAGACUGUUCAUUUCCCCCCUUGAAACCCCAGCCCUCUUCUCUUGCAGGCAUGACAAUAGGUUUGGCAACAAACCUUUGCACCAUGCCUCCAUGUCAGUAUUACUAGAGUUCAGGCUUCCCUGCUAGGGCCCAAUUUGACAUCUCUAAAAAGUUAUUGAAUUAAGAUAAGACAAAAAUGACUAUUUUCAUUUGUAUGAUUUAAAAAAUGUGUUGAGUGUUACUGUGCGUGUACACUUGACUAAUUUGAUCCUGAAACAGAUUAGCUGUCCUUGUAGAAAGUGUUUUGCUGUGAUGUGGUUGCACAAUCAAUGGGCUUAUGAUGUGCCUCUGAGGGCUCCCUUGGGGUCAAGGCAAAAUUGCAAAAGUCUCACCAGCAGGUUUACAUUGGCAGAUUUAUCUGAAUGACCUUACCAUGAAUCACACUGUGGUGUCCCUGCCUUCCCUCCUAUCAGACCCAUGUCCUAUACCAGUCCUAUACUAACAGUCUAUUAAGCUGUUAUACACAUGAUAUCCCUGACUCCCAGGAACAUUAUACUCCAGAGGAUGGCUCUCUAAAUCUCUUUUAGGGCUUCAAGGGUACCCAUCCAUGACCAUUGUGUGUUUGUGUGUGUGCGCGCGCGCGCGUGCAUAUGUAGCAUUCUGAAAGGAUAGCCAAGAUUAGCUUUUCACACAGUUGGUAAAUCAGAACAGGAGUUGCCCUUUGAGAGAGCUGGGCAUGGGGACUGGUCAGGAUCACAUCAUGCACCAGCCAGUCCCUCACCUGGACUCUGUCCAGACUGAAACAAAGCGAUUGCAUGGGACUGACAUUACCAGAGGUGAGGAAAAGCAGUCCCACGUUGGGGCCGGAUUUACAUGAUCCUGCCCUCCAUCAUCACUCGGUAGGGUCUGGUGGUCCUGGGUCUCCAGCCCCAGGGUGUCCCAGGAGAUAGUGUCCCUGAUUGGGCUUUGUUUACAGGUUGUGCGGGCAGGCCUUAAUCCCUCUCCACACCCAUAGCUACCGCCUCUGUCAAACUAACAGCUUUGAAUGGGUCUAAAUGAUGAAUGCACUAAUUUUAAGUUGCUCGGGAUAAGAGCAUCUGCUAAAUGACUAAAAUGUCAAAUGUAAAAGUUAAUGGCUUCCAUGAUUGAGUCGUGCCUCUGGUCUCGUGGCUGCGGGCCCCAGUGCAUGCAGAGCGGCCCCCCAGUGGGGUUGGCUGGGUGAGGGUAAAUCAACACCUCCCUGUGUGUUUGCAGAGGCCACGAGGGCCAGGCUGAUCCGGGAUUUCCCUCCCAAGCCGGGGGUAGGGUCUUAAAGUGAUUAGGGUCGCAAUCAGGAGUAGGGGGUAAAUGUUUCCAGUCUCUGACCCCUGCUUCUCUCUCUGCUCCUCUGCUCUGAGUCUUGUUGUUCUGGGUGGUCAAUAUGGAAGGGCAGAGUGCAAAUUGUCAGUAGGCCUAUACUAUUGUAGCCUGAAUUAAUUUAUGUGUCUUGCUGACAAAUUGACCUUUUUUUGUAAAAAGAAAAGUUGGGACACCUGAAAGGGGCUGAAAUACAGGACGCAAAUACAACUGUAAACCCCAAGCUCAUGUCUGAUUCGGGGGUUCUGCGUCCACCCCGUAAUUCGCACACUAUGGGAGGGUGAUGGAGGUUGAAGAAAGUAGACCAACUCUUCAGGUGACGUCUGUAGUAGACAAACGUGUACAGUCAGUGAGAAAAUAGCUGAUACACAUGAUAUUGAACAGAAUGCUAAAUAUCCAGCAAAUGUAAGCUUAUGAGGACUUUUAUGCUACGUGCAUACUGUACAUCAAGUGCAGUCAGUUAAAGUGGUUGUGUAUUGUAAUGACAGCUGUGAUUAGGGAAAGUUGCCUGUGAAUCCAAACACGUAACUGAUUUAAUGGUCCUCUGUAGCUCAGCUGGUAGAGCACGGCGCUUGUAAUGCCAAGGUAGUGGGUUCAAUCCCCGGGACCACCCAUACACAAAAAAUGUAUGCACGCAUGACUGUAAGUCGCUUUGGAUAAAAGCGUCUGCUAAAUGGCAUAUUAUUAUUAUUAAUCCCCAAAGGGUUUUCACCACUUGAGUGAUAUUGAUGCUUGGCCUAGGGUGUUUUUGUUUUGUCUGUCUCACUGUGUUAGUGCCCCCUCUUCCCUCUCCAGAGCACUUAAAAAACCACCUCACAGAAUGUCUGUCCUCAAGCGCAAAGACUGGACACUGCGUCCUGUCCAGUCCACUACUCCUUCACAUGCUGUCCACUUCCCUCUUCCUCCAGCAUUAUCUAAUGUUUCAAAGACUUCCUUUUGAGCUCGCUAUCAGCCAAAGAGCCUCAGAGGUCAAUUUCCCAUUGCAGCUCUGGAUGCCAACAAAGCAGUCUCCAUGGCUGAGAGGACUUCUCCAGAGAUCCAGCUGUGAUCCAAGCCCUGGCCAGAGUCAGAGCAGGGCCAGCUGAGUGGGGUCAUAUCACAACCGGGGGGUCAACCUAAUCAUUAGCUACAGUAAUUAGAGGUCCACCCCCCCUAACCUCUCAUUUAGCUUUGUCUACCUCCUGUCUCCUACUCCUGGAGGCCCCGUUUAGCAACCCACAGACACACUCAGACACCCACCUUCAAUGACUGCCAUGUAAAAAUACCCUCCCAGGCACAGGAAGGCCCAGAGAUGGAACAAAUGUGGAGGUGGGGAUCAUUUUAAGGUAACAGGAAAAAAGAGGGAGAGUUUUUGCGAGGCAGGGGAGCUCCGUUUGAAAAGCCUGCCUGUCCUCUCUCUCCACCAGCCGGCCGGCCUACCCAUGAUUCCUGGUAGGAGUUUUCCAGAAGGUAACAUUUCAAGGCCAAACACAAGUUUAAUAUGGGUGGGUACCUCUUCCUCCCUCCCUCCCCCUCUACUCUCCCCAAUGUCUUGGCUGGUUUAACUCAUAGGGACCAUGACUGUCUGCCACCCAAUAUUCACCUCUCUCUCUUUCAACUCUGGAAAUAAUCACUUUUAGAGUCUCCAGAAUUAGCACAUCAGAGAGAGACGUGGGUUUGUCUAGGUGACCAUUAUAGGCUACAUACAGAGCACUUCUCAAGUACCACUUCUGAAAGGAAUAUCUGAAUGUGCUGUAAGAUAAUAGAAGUUCAUCCCUACUUUCCCUUUGUUUCGUAUUAAUAAAUUAACAACAUGUACAUUUUCUUAAGUAUUUUCUUCACAGCCAGCCAAGAUGUCCAUUCAUACACAAUCAUAUUUAAUCACCAUUCUCUCCCGGCCCCUAGCAGAGUAUGAAAGCAAGGCCUCCCUUUCUGAGAGGAAAGAAGAAUAAGUACACCUUUACUCACUGAUUACCACUCUAUAGUCUUUUUACCAGUUUAAUUAGCCCAGCUCCUGUAAUACAUUCUGAUGGGCACACUACUACUCAUACUUCUAAAUGUGUCUGUGAGAGAAGCCACAGUAAUCAAGUCUCUACAUUGUUGAUUGAGGCCUGGGAGCCAAGCCGUUGAAGGGAGAGGAGCGCUGUAUUGUGGGGUUUUCUGUUUGAGCCUGUUUACUCUGUGGCAGGCAAUGCAUCAGGCAUGAACACGGCCACCCUGUGGGGUCCCUGAGGAGCAGAGAGGGGGGCUCACCAUGGCAGCUGACGUGGUAGGUCUUCUGAUGGUGAGAGGGCUCCUGUCUCCCCUCCAUCCUCCACCCUCCCAUUGUCAUUAGAUGUGUUUGUUUGUGUUGAGCUCAGCCUGGAGGAGCUAGCUACAGUAUCUCAGAGGUAGGGGUAGGGAUGGUUGGCUGGGCAUGGGGCAAACACAUCAGCUCAACAGCAGUAGCAAGGCAAUGCAUGGCAGGAACAGAACAGGGAUGUCUGAUGCAGCCCAGGCCACACCACACUGCUCUGGAUCGCUUUGAUGAUGCUUCUCUUCUCCUCUCCCCUCCUCUUCACCCCCUCCCCUCUCCUCUCUUCUCCUCUAAUAUCUCGGCUCCUCCUCUCCACAGUUCUGCCUGACAGUCCAGAGGCUGGGUUGGAGGAUGAGCGCUGUCCCCUGCAGACAGGAUGUGACAGGGCCGGGGCCAUGUGUGUGUGUGAUGCCCGUCACUCCUGCCUGGGCUCCUUCAGCUACCCUGACAUGGAAUCCUGCAUGAGGGCCAGCAAGACAGGUGAGUUUCCCACAGCUAGCCGUCAGGAGCAUGAGAAUGCAAUCCAUUGAACAUGCUAAUGCUAAUCCAUACCAGAUGUUGUACGCUGGUGACUAACGCCAGUAACAUGUCAUGCUCAGGCUUUGUCUGAGAGUGCCCCAGCAUGGAUCUGUGUGGUGCCAUUGUCAGUGACUCCUGAUGACUGACUAUGUCCUGUACCCCUUCUCUUACUUUUAGAGGGCCGUAGACAUGAGCACCAGGAGAGUCACAGGGAGAAGUUUGUGGGCCCCUCCAACCCAGCCUGCAUGUUCUCUGGGUGCAACCUGACAGCACAGGGCUGUGUGUGUGAGUCCCAGAGCUGCCACUAUCACUCCUCCUACAUCAACCGCAGCCAGUGCCAGGAGGCCGCAGGUAACCUAGAACUAACCUAA
Molecule: messenger RNA, 5515 nt
Organism: Coregonus sp. 'balchen'
Lineage: Eukaryota; Metazoa; Chordata; Actinopteri; Salmoniformes; Salmonidae
Source: the annotation of a GenBank genome assembly